AUGUCUUUCCUCCCCCCCAACAACAAUGACAACAACAACACCUCCGGUUACGCUCCUCCGGGAGCCAUUGACCUCUCUGGCGGCGUUCCUGAGCAGGACGUCGCCAUGGGCGGUGUCCCCCUCGAUGGAGACACCGGUCCAGUCGCUCCGGCGACCGCUCCUACCGGAGCUUCGGCGUCACCUGGAAACGGUGAUAGCCUGACCGCACCUGAGAAUGGUGCGGAUCAAACCGAGACCUCCCACGGCACCCCCGAUGGCGAGGACUCUGACAAGGAGGGGGCCGAUGAGGGCUCCCAGUCAGACUCGACCGACUCCGAUGCAAUGGAGGUCGAGGUCGAUGUCGCCGUGUACGUUCCCUGGGAUGUACAGUGUGACGCCUCGCUCGAGGAGCGAGUGGAGGGGUUCGAGCGCUGGCGAAGCUGGUACUUGAACAACUUCAAGACAAACAAGGUCAACUGCCAGACCUGCGGCAAGGAGCACGGCGGUGUCUGCAUCCGCCCCGACGUGCUCAAGCGCGCCUUCGACUCCGGCAAAGCUCUCGUUAGAGAGCUUCGCGGCGAGAACAAGAACGCUGCUGCGAAGAAGCAGCAAGAUCAGCAGCAGGCAGCUACCACGCGCUGGAAAGCCAAGGCCAAGGCCGCUGAGGCGAAGUUGGGUGCCUCCAACUCCAACAAGACCGGCCAGGCCGAGAGCUCUUCGGCUGGUGCCAAUCGUCCCCGUGGUCCUACUACCAAGAUCACUCCUUGCCGCUUCUGCGGCCGCAACCACGUCCCAAUUGUUGACAAUGGGAAGCCCAACUGCAAAGCUCCCAAAUGCAGGUGGAAGGGUUGCGGCCUGCAUCACUACCAGGCAGAGGGCUGCGACGCUGCGCAGAAUCGUUUACUGCAGGCAGGCGUGUCUAAGACAAACCUGGGUCACCGCCCCGCAGCAGCUCCUUCGGCGGCAGCUGUUGGAACCACCGCCUACGUGAGGGGCAUGCUCGGCUCUGGUGGUUUCCAGGGAUUCAUGGAUCCUGCCGCGAUCCAUGCUGAGGCUGCCAGACAACUCGCUGAGAUGGCGUCCCCGGGCUCUUCACGUACAUCUAAACCCAAUGGUAAGGGUAAGGGUAAGAAGCGGGAACUGUCCGACGACGAGGACAAGGACAAGUCGAACAAGAAGCCAAAGGAGCAGUAG
Boeremia exigua is the source of this 1173-nucleotide messenger RNA. RefSeq lists its product as uncharacterized. NCBI's taxonomy places the organism in Eukaryota, Fungi, Ascomycota, Dothideomycetes, Pleosporales, Didymellaceae. The transcript has a single exon. The record is from RefSeq and is a predicted model, not a curated record. The coding region runs from base 1 to 1173 and encodes 390 amino acids.